Molecule: messenger RNA, 490 nt
Organism: Oppiella nova
Lineage: Eukaryota; Metazoa; Arthropoda; Arachnida; Sarcoptiformes; Oppiidae
Source: the annotation of a GenBank genome assembly
AGAAGACAACUCUAUAAUGUCGUUCACAUGCGACGAUUCGGGCCGUUUGGCGCUCAUAAACGUUGCCUCACAGGGCGUCCAUUUGUGGGACUUGGAGGACAAGAUUUUGUUGAGAAAAUUUCAAGGCGUAACUCAAGGCUAUUAUACAAUCCAUUCGUGUUUUGGUGGCGUUAAUCAAGUGUUUGUCGCCAGUGGUAGUGAAGACAAUAAGAUCUAUAUUUGGCACCUGAAGCGAGAGAAGCCCAUAAGUGUGUUGACGGGUCACUCCCGGACAGUGAACUGUGUCUCGUGGAACCCCCGGUACCCACAGCUGAUCGCCAGUGCCUCAGACGACGCCACAGUGAGAAUAUGGGGGCCGACGCCAGACAGACCACAAUCAGCGGCCACUGUGUCGAUGGCGUCGUCGCCUAAUCUGUUAACCACGCGAACCAUGGAUUCAAACCAUUCGAGUCCCAGUACUUCAACUAAUGUUGUGAAACCAUAAUCGAGU